Molecule: messenger RNA, 1712 nt
Organism: Centropristis striata (black sea bass)
Lineage: Eukaryota; Metazoa; Chordata; Actinopteri; Perciformes; Serranidae
Exons: 3
Coding region: 111-1712 (533 amino acids)
Molecular function (GO): GTP binding
Source: RefSeq, a predicted model, not a curated record
UUUCUGCUGAUAUAUAACAUGUUUUCUGCUUUCUUCCUCCUCAGCAUCAGAGACCAACAACACAGAACAUUUAAGGAGCUCCGUCCUCUUUCCUCUGUAAAGCUGUUACCAUGGCAACGAAAAUCUCAUCCAAAUAUGACCACAUUAAAAAAGCUCUGAUCCAGCCAGGAUCUCCUAAAGUCUGGAAGCUGAUACCAAGGGAAGAGAAGAUUGGAACUCCGACAAAAAUGACUCUUGGUGAAAGAAAUUUGGAAAAGAUGAACAAAACCAUCUUACUUGUGGGUGAAACAGGAACAGGAAAAUCUACUCUGAUCAACGCUCUGGUGAACUACGCCAUGGGAGUGGAGUGGGAGGACGAUGUCUGGUUUCAGAUCGUAGAGGACGAGAAGAGAAGUCAAUCAGAGAGUCAGACAUCAGAUGUGAUGGUGUACCAGAUCUUUGGUUUUGAAGAUAAAACUCUGCCCUACUCUCUGACCAUCAUCGAUACUCCUGGAUACGGAGACACCAGAGGGACCGAACAAGAUGCCAUCGUCAGUCAACGAUUAUUAGACUUGUUCCGCUCAAAAGAAGGAGUUCAUGAGAUGGAUGCGGUGGGUCUGGUGCUGAAAGCCAGUGAGAAUCGAGUGAGUGACCGACUGAUGUACAUCUUUAACUCUGUGGUGUCUCUGUUUGGAAAAGACAUGGAGAAGAAGAUAGUCCCCCUCAUCACAUACUCAGAUGGUGUCACACCUGAAAAUGCUCUGAAAGCACUCGAGGCUGCAGACAUUAAGUGUGCCAAAGAUGAUGAGAACGAACCGGUUUACUUCAUGUUUAACAACCGCCAGACCACUGAGAGAAACAAAAAGAACAAGAUCGCUCUAAAAGGAGCAUGGGACAUGACAAUGGACCAAAUAAAAGAAUUCAGUGAUUUCCUGGGGAAAAAUGAACCUCAGAAGCUGAAGAAAACAGUUGAGGUGUUGAAUUCACACGUUAGAAUAACAGCCUGCAUUCAAAACCUGCAAGAGAGAAUAAAGUUGACUGAACUGAAACAGAAAGAAAUCCAACAGACCCGGGAAGCUCUGGAGAAACAUCAGGAAGAGAUGAAGAACAGUCAGGACUUCACUUAUGAAGUUGACGAGUCCUACAAAGAAAAAGAAACCAUCAGUGGUGGGUACUGGGGCUUGGGGUUUUAUGAAGGAGCAGUCACCUGUAACGUCUGUAAGGAGAACUGUCACUAUCCUGGAUGCACAGUGGCCUGGUCUCCAGAAGGCUGUGAGGUCAUGAAAGAUGGCCACUGCACUUCAUGCUCCAGGAAGUGUCCUGCAUCAGAUCACGUGAAAGAAGAGCGGAGGUACGUGACCAAGACAAAGAAAGUUAAAAAGACCAACGAAGAUAUGAAGAGAGAGUAUGAAAAGGGCAAAGAAAGCUGUGACCAGACUACAGACAUUCUGGAAACUCUUGAGGAGACCAAGAACAAACUUCAGAGAGAAAAGGAUGAGUGUCUGGAAGAGGUCUAUCAGCAUGUGGUCAAGCUGGAGAAGAUCGCCCUGAAUGCUAAUUCAGCGUCCACUUAUGGCCACCUGGACUUCCUGAUUGAGAAGAUGAAGGAGAAAGGAGACACACAGAAGAAGAGGAAACUGGUAGAGAUGAAAGGACGAAUGGAUGAAGAUAAAGGAGUCAAAAAAGCAGCGCGGUACGGGUUUAGUACACUGAAAGCAGCAUUUAAGAAGUAA